AUGCUGGACAAGGACACAGCCCAUAUUCAGAUGUUACCUUAUCAAAGGCCUGCCGCUGUUCGACGGACAUAUAGUUCCGCUGGUGUGGAAGACUUGAUCGAGAAAACGGCUUCACGAAUGAAGGACCGUGAUCUGGCACGCAUGUUUGAGAAUUGCUUUCCAAACACUUUGGACACGACCGUGAAGUGGUUUUCCGAGUCUGAUGGUCAAUAUCAAUCCUUUAUUAUAGCCGGUGACAUGGAUGCCGCUUGGACUCGCGAUAAUCUGUGGCAGAUACAAGCUUAUGCAUCUUUACUAUCUGUCGACUCGGCAAUCAAGAAGUUGUGGCAGGGCGUCAUCAACCUUCAUGCUUUGUUCAUCUCUCAGUCACCAUACGCCAACUCUUUUCAGCCUCCCAAGAAUAGUGGCAUUUCCUCAGUUGGCGACCACGUCGUCGAUAUGCACCAAGACAUCGUCAGACCUCCAAUUGAUCCUGAUGUGGUCUUUGAGGGCAAGUACGCCCUUGACAGUCUUGCUGCGUUCCUCCGGAUAUCAAACACAUAUGUACAACAGACAGGUGAGAAAUCGAUCAUCAACAGACAAUGGCUCGCGGCGUUAACAGCGAUACUCACCGUGCUGCAUGAACAAUCGCAGUCAACGUUCGACGAACGAGGAAACUUGAGGGAACCGGCCUAUUCAUUUCAACGGCCGUCAACAACCUUGACAACGUUCAGAACUAUGGAUCUGACUAACUGGGAAACAGCUGGUGUUGGGAACGCAGUCAGGGGUGGUACGGGCCUGAUCAAGUCAGCCUUUCGGGCUUCUGACGAUGCGACGGUUUUCCCUUUCCAUAUUCCCAGCAAUGCUUUCGUAGCUGUCGAACUCGCACGCACCGCCGAAAUCAUCCAAGCCAUCGAUCCAGAAUUGGCAGUUGAGUGCUCGAGUCUCAGCCGCAGUAUCACGCAUGGCAUUUAUACUUAUGGGGUAGUAAACCAUUCUGUUUACGGCAAGGUCUUUGCGUACGAAGUAGACGGCUAUGGAUCUCACCUAAUCAUGGAUGACCCAAGUCCACCUUCUCUUCAAUCCCUGCCUUACUUAGGGUUCAUCAGCGCCUCGCACGACUUGUAUCAGUCAACAAGACGAAUGAUACUCAGCAGGGAAGGAAAUCCGCAUUAUCUAAUCGGCAGCGAGCUCGAAGGCCAGGGAAGCCCGCACAUUGACCUCAAGACAAUGUGGCCGAUAGGGACCAUCAUACAAAUCUUAACGAGUAACAACGACGAGGAGAUUCGAUAUUGCUUGGACACUCUCAAGAAGUCCAGUGCCGGGCUUGGCCUCAUCCAUGAAGGAGUAGAUGUCAAUGAUUGCACCAAGUUCCUCAGGACUUGGUAUGCAUGGGGAAACAGCGCAUUCGGGGAAGCAAUUAUUGACCUAGCAAAGAGAAAACCAGAGAUCCUGUUUGGGUCCGGCGGAAAAGGAAAGGAUAACACUGUGGUGAAGCUCUAG
Molecule: messenger RNA, 1482 nt
Organism: Exophiala xenobiotica
Lineage: Eukaryota; Fungi; Ascomycota; Eurotiomycetes; Chaetothyriales; Herpotrichiellaceae
Exons: 4
Coding region: 1-1482 (493 amino acids)
Biological process (GO): carbohydrate metabolic process
Source: RefSeq, a predicted model, not a curated record